UUAUUCUAUUCCUGGUAGGACAUAAUACACUUAUCUAUUUAGUAUUUGUAAUAAUAGACAGGAGAGGAAGAGAAGCAUAAAUCUAUAAGGCUCUCGAUAUUUUCCUUACUUUCAGCCCACUGUUUCAACCACAGUAUUGAAAUUCGUGCAAAUAUUACAAAAUUUAUGCUAGCUGCGAAAUAAAAACAAGUGCCCGACACUCGGCUCGUUUUACGAGGCAAACAGUGUAACUUGCCCGAUUUUAUGAUGUUUUGUUAGCCAAGCAACAGGUUGCACGUGGAACGGGUGGCAAAAUCGCAGGUGUACCAACCACAGAGAGAAGUGGCUCCAAUUUGCGGCCCAAUGGACGACCCGCAGAUAAACAAGGCAAUAAGCGGACAACGGGUCGCAUACGCAAUUGCUGCCGUAGCUCUUCAUUAGAUUGAAUUGGCCGCGUGUGGAAAAGGUCCUGACCCGAGAGUGGGCCUCAUUACUUCAAAUAGAGCGCUGGCCAACCGAUUUAAUUAUGCCGCCGACGCCCGACAGUUGGCCGCCACUCAGGUGGAGCCCGGGUCCCGGUUAUAUUUCAAAACCUGACAACACACCGGCCACAGCGGUCAGUCGGCACGCGUCCGUCGUGUGAACCACACACCAGGAUCAGGAUCAGGAUCCCGUAGCCACCAAGUUCACCUUUGGGAAGUGCCCAAAAUGACCAACAUGAUAUUACAAAAUACGGGCAGCUGGACGCUUUGCGGAGCACUCCUCCUGUUCGUCCUGCCGUUGAUCCCAACUCCGGAAGCACUGCAGCACACCGAGGAGGGUCUUGAGAUGCUCUUCCGCGAGCGUUCCCAAUCGGACUGGGAGAACGUGUGGCACCAGGAGACGCACUCCCGCUGCCGCGACAAGCUGGUCCGCCAGCUUUAUUGGGCCUGCGAGAAGGACAUUUACCGACUGACACGGCGCAACAAAAAGAGGACGGGCAAUGAUGAGGCAUGGAUCAAGAGAAGUACCACGGAUCUAUACCCUUUUACUCUACGAGUAACGGGUAUAAUGACUCCUUCUGCCCUUCCAGCGGAUGGCUCCACCUGGCUGCACGUGAAUUAUGCCAACAUGUUUCUAAGAAGUCGUCGAGCGGAUGGUCAUACUCCAUCGAUAUCGAACGAAUGCUGCACCAAGGUGGGCUGCACCUGGGAGGAGUACGCCGAGUACUGUCCUUCCAACAAGCGACGCAAUCACUACUGAUUGGCCAUCGACGUUGGAUCUGCUUAGAUAUAUACGAACAUAUAUAUAUAUAUAUAUUCGCUUUUUUUUCCUGGUUGUUGUUGAUGUUCUUGCUGUGGUGAAAUAAAAUCUAUGGAAAAUAAACAGGUUUCGGUUGAAAAA
This is a messenger RNA of Drosophila yakuba, 1362 nucleotides long. RefSeq names its product probable insulin-like peptide 7 (gene Ilp7). The transcript is spliced from 3 exons. Lineage: Eukaryota; Metazoa; Arthropoda; Insecta; Diptera; Drosophilidae. Bases 688 to 1221 code for a protein of 177 amino acids. The record is from RefSeq and is a predicted model, not a curated record.